AUGUAUCUGUGCAUUUCUGCAUGUGUGCACGGUAUGUCUUUUGAACCCGCACGGGUGUACACGGUGUGUGGCUGCACGCCUGGCGUGUGUGCCCCUGCACUGGCUCUGUGCCAGGGGAGUCUCAGCCGUUGCUGCGAGACUGAAGGCUGGAGCCCAGCCCCGGCGAGAGAGGAACCUGCUGGCGCCGACCGCCCUUCUCUACCAACUGCAGAGGGCGGCUGCCGCUGCCUCCUCCCCCCGGUCUGUCACGUCUUCUGCAUUCAGCCCCCAGCAUCACCGCCGACGCCGCAGCAAGGACCACCUAAAACCAAACAAACCCUAACAAAUCCCCAACUCGCGGGGCAGGGACCAAUACUCCCAAGCACGCCAUGAAGGGCGAUGCAGGCGGGGGCUUCACUGUUAUAGAUAACCAAAGUUAACUUCAGGAUGCUCAAACGGAAACAAAGCUCACGUGUGGAAGCUCAGCCAGUUACAGACUUUGGCCCUGAUGAAUCUUUGUCAGACAAUGCAGAUAUCCUGUGGAUUAACAAACCAUGGGUUCACUCUUUGCUACGCAUCUGUGCCAUCAUCAGUGUCAUUUCUGUUUGUAUGAACACCCCAAAGACCUUUGAGCAUUAUCCUCCUCUUCAGUAUUUGACAUUUGCUCUAGAUACUUUAUUGAUGUUUCUCUACACUGCAGAGAUGAUAGCAAAAAUGCAUAUCCGUGGGAUAGUCAAGGGGGAUAGCUCCUAUGUAAAGGAUCGUUGGUGUGUGUUUGAUGGAUUCAUGGUUUUUUGUCUUUGGGUGUCAUUGGUGUUACAGGUGUUUGAAAUCGCUGAGAUAGUUGAUCAGAUGUCACCCUGGGGCAUGCUGCGGAUUCCAAGGCCUCUUAUUAUGAUUCGAGCAUUCCGGAUAUAUUUUCGCUUUGAGCUUCCAAGAACCAGGAUAACAAAUAUUUUAAAGCGUUCUGGAGAGCAGAUUUGGAGUGUUUCAAUUUUCCUUCUAUUCUUUCUGCUUCUGUACGGAAUUCUAGGAGUUCAGAUGUUUGGAACUUUUACCUAUCAUUGCGUAACAAAUGACACGCAGCCAGGAAAUGUAACCUGGAAUAAUUUAGCUAUCCCAGAUACCCACUGUUCCAGAGAGCUAGAAGAAGGUUACCAGUGUCCAGCAGGAUUUAAGUGCAUGGACCUUGAAGAUCUGGGACUAAGCAGGCAAGAGCUGGGCUACAGUGGCUUUAAUGAGAUAGGCACCAGCAUAUUUACUGUUUAUGAAGCUGCUUCUCAAGAAGGCUGGGUAUUCCUUAUGUAUAGAGCAAUUGACAGUUUUCCCCGAUGGCGUUCAUACUUCUAUUUCAUCACCUUAAUUUUCUUUCUUGCCUGGCUCGUUAAGAACGUGUUCAUCGCUGUCAUCAUUGAAACGUUUGCUGAAAUAAGAGUGCAAUUCCAGCAGAUGUGGGGGUCCAGAAGCAGUACCACCUCAACAGCUACUACCCAGAUGUUUCAUGAAGAUGCUGCUGGAGGCUGGCAGCUAGUGGCUGUUGAUAUGAAUAAACCCCAGGGUAGAGCUCCAGCAUGUCUACAGAAAAUGAUGAGGUCAUCAAUAUUUCAUAUGUUCAUACUGAGCAUGGUGGCAGUGGAUGUCAUUGUCGCUGCUAGUAAUUACUACAAAGGAGAGUCUUUCAAGAGACAGCAUGAUGAAUUUUACCUAGCUGAGGUUGCUUUUACAGUUCUCUUUGACUUAGAAGCUCUUCUGAAGAUCUGGUGCUUGGGCUUUACUGGAUACAUCAGCUCAUCUCUUCACAAAUUUGAACUGCUGCUUGUAAUUGGAACUACUCUUCAUAUUUAUCCAGAUCUCUACCAUUCCCAGUUUACAUAUUUUCAGGUGCUUAGGGUAGUUCGACUUAUAAAGAUUUCUCCUGCUUUGGAGGAUUUUGUGUAUAAGAUAUUUGGACCUGGAAAAAAACUUGGGAGCUUGGUUGUAUUCACUGCCAGCCUUUUAAUUGUAAUGUCAGCAAUUAGUUUACAGAUGUUCUGCUUUGUGGAAGAACUGGACAGAUUUACAACUUUUCCAAGGGCAUUCAUGUCAAUGUUCCAGAUCCUUACACAGGAAGGAUGGGUGGAUGUCAUGGAUCAGACUCUUAAUGCUGUAGGACAUAUGUGGGCACCUGUAGUUGCUAUUUACUUUAUACUUUAUCAUCUUUUUGCUACUCUGAUUCUGCUCAGCUUGUUUGUUGCUGUUAUUUUGGACAACUUGGAACUUGAUGAAGAUCUAAAGAAGCUUAAACAACUAAAGCAAAGUGAAGCCAAUGCUGAUACUAAGGAAAAGCUUCCACUGCGUCUACGUAUAUUUGAAAAAUUUCCUAACAGGCCACAAAUGGUGAAAAUCUCCAAGCUUCCUUCAGAUUUUACAGUUCCAAAAAUAAGGGAAAGUUUUAUGAAGCAGUUUAUUGAUCGUCAGCAGCAGGAUACAAGCUGCUUAUUGCGAAGACUCCCUUCGGCAUCUUCUUCCUCAUGUGACCACUCCAAAAGAUCUGCAAUUGAAGAAAACAAGUAUAUUGACCAAAAGCUCCGUAAAUCAGUUUUCAGCAUCAGGGCAAGAAAUCUUCUGGAAAAGGAGACAGCAAUCAAUAAAAUCCUUAGGGCCUGCACUAGACAACGCAUGCUGAGUGGAUCCUUUGAGGGGCAACCUGCAAAGGAAAGGUCAAUACUUAGUGUCCAGCAUCACAUACGGCAAGAGCGCAGGUCACUAAGACAUGGUUCCAACAGCCAGCGAAUCAGCAGGGGAAAAUCUCUUGAAACCUUGACUCAAGAUCAUUCUAAUACAGUGAGAUACAGAAAUGCACAGAGAGAAGACAGUGAGAUCAAGAUGAUCCAGGAAAAAAAAGAACAAGCUGAAAUGAAAAGGAAAGUCCAAGAGGAGGAGUUGCGAGAGAAUCAUCCAUAUUUCGAUAAGCCACUUUUCAUAGUUGGUCGAGAACACAGAUUCAGAAACUUUUGUCGGGUGGUUGUGCGAGCUCGCUUUAACGCUUCUAAAACAGAUCCUGUUACCGGUGCUGUGAAAAAUACCAAAUACCAUCAGCUAUAUGAUCUGCUGGGAUUGGUUACAUACCUGGACUGGGUUAUGAUCAUUGUUACUAUAUGCUCCUGCAUUUCUAUGAUGUUUGAAUCCCCCUUUAGAAGAGUUAUGCAUGCUCCAACACUCCAGAUUGCUGAAUAUGUUUUUGUAAUAUUCAUGAGCAUUGAACUUAAUCUGAAGAUUAUGGCAGAUGGCUUGUUUUUUACACCAACAGCUGUCAUAAGGGACUUUGGGGGAGUCAUGGAUAUAUUUAUAUAUCUUGUAAGUUUGAUAUUCCUUUGCUGGAUGCCUCAGAACGUUCCUGCUAAAUCUGGAGCUCAGCUCUUAAUGAUACUACGAUGUCUCCGACCCCUUCGCAUUUUCAAGCUGGUGCCACAAAUGAGGAAAGUUGUACGAGAGCUGUUUAGUGGCUUCAAGGAAAUCUUCUUGGUGUCCAUUCUUUUGCUGACAUUAAUGCUUGUUUUUGCAAGCUUUGGAGUUCAGCUUUUUGCUGGGAAACUGGCCAAGUGCAAUGAUCCAAACAUCAUCGCAAGGGAAGAUUGUCAUGGCAUCUUCAGAAUAAAUGUAAGUGUUUCAAAAAAUCUGAAUUUAAAGCUAAGACCUGGAGAGAAGAAGCCUGGAUUUUGGGUGCCACGAGUCUGGGCAAAUCCUCGCAAUUUUAAUUUUGACAAUGUGGGAAAUGCCAUGUUGGCACUAUUUGAAGUUCUUUCAUUAAAAGGCUGGGUGGAAGUCAGAGAUGUCAUUAUUCAUCGCGUGGGGCCGAUCCAUGGAAUCUAUAUUCAUGUCUUUGUGUUUCUGGGCUGCAUGAUUGGAUUGACCCUCUUUGUUGGAGUUGUCAUUGCUAAUUUCAAUGAAAAUAAGGGUACAGCUUUACUGACUGUAGAUCAGAGACGGUGGGAAGAUCUAAAGAGCAGACUGAAGAUAGCUCAACCUCUUCAUCUCCCACCUCGUCCGGAUAAUGAUGGCUUUAGAGCAAAAAUGUAUGAUAUAACGCAGCAUCCGUUUUUUAAGAGGACUAUUGCUGUGCUUGUUCUGGCCCAGUCUGUCUUGCUUUCAGUGAAGUGGGAUGUCGAAGAUCCAGUGACUGUUCCUUUAGCAACAAUGUCUGUUGUUUUCACCUUCAUUUUUGUCCUAGAGGUCACGAUGAAGAUUAUUGCCAUGUCACCUGCUGGCUUCUGGCAAAGCAGAAGAAAUCGAUAUGACCUUUUGGUGACCUCCCUUGGUGUUAUAUGGGUGAUACUACACUUUGCCUUACUUAAUGCGUACACAUAUAUGAUGGGUGCAUGUGUAAUUGUCUUCAGGUUCUUCUCCAUUUGUGGGAAACAUGUGACACUGAAAAUGCUGCUGCUGACUGUGGUUGUCAGCAUGUAUAAGAGUUUCUUCAUCAUUGUGGGAAUGUUCUUACUGCUUCUUUGUUAUGCUUUUGCUGGAGUAGUUUUAUUUGGCACAGUAAAAUAUGGAGAGAACAUUAACAGGCAUGCAAACUUUUCAUCAGCUGGCAAGGCUAUUACUGUACUCUUCAGAAUAGUUACUGGGGAAGACUGGAACAAGAUUAUGCAUGACUGCAUGGUCCAGCCUCCUUUUUGUACUCCAGAUAACAGCACAUACUGGAAGACAGAUUGUGGAAAUUAUGCUGGGGCUCUGAUGUAUUUCUGUUCCUUUUAUGUCAUCAUUGCAUACAUAAUGCUAAAUUUGCUUGUAGCGAUCAUUGUGGAGAAUUUCUCAUUGUUUUACUCCACUGAAGAAGACCAACUUUUAAGCUACAAUGAUCUUAGACAUUUUCAGAUUAUAUGGAACAUGGUUGAUGACAAAAGAGAGGGGGUAAUCCCUACCUUCCGUGUGAAGUUUCUGCUGAGGCUGCUGCGUGGGAGGUUGGAGGUAGAUCUGGACAAGGACAAACUUUUGUUCAAGCACAUGUGCUAUGAAAUGGAGAGGCUGCAUAAUGGUGGAGAUGUCACUUUCCAUGACGUAUUGAGCAUGCUGUCAUACAGGUCUGUUGAUAUCCGGAAAAGUCUUCAACUGGAAGAGCUUCUUGCCAGGGAACAACUGGAGUACACGAUAGAAGAAGAAGUGGCCAAACAAACCAUACGCAUGUGGCUGAAAAAAUGCUUAAAGCGUAUCAGAGCAAAACAGCAGCAGUCAUGUAGCAUUAUCCAUAGUCUACGAGAGAGUCAACAGCAGGAAUUGAGCCGAUUUCUGAAUCCACCCAGCAUUGAGACAACACAGCCAAGUGAAGAUAUGAAUGCUAAUAAUCAAGAUAACAAUGCACAGCCAGAGACAAGUAGCCAGCAGCAGCUCCUUAGUCCAACGCUUUCUGACAGGGGCGGGUAUCGGCAGGACUCUACAGAUGGUGGGAAGCCUCAACGGAAAUUCGGACAAUGGCGUUUGCCAUCAGCCCCCAAACCAAUAAGCCAUUCCGUGUCUUCAGUCAAUCUGCGGUUUGGUGGUCGUACAACUAUGAAAUCUGUUGUAUGCAAGAUGAAUCCUAUGUCAGAUGCUGCUUCUUGUGGAUCAGAAGUGAAGAAAUGGUGGACAAGACAACUAACUGUGGAGAGUGAUGAGAGUGGGGAGGACCUUCUUGACAUUUGACCAAGAAAAGAGGCUAACUUAAGUCAUAUCGCAACAACAGCCAUUUCAAAUAAAAACAAUUUUCUUGGGGUUUGAAUUGAAUGAGAUAUAAUUGAUAUAUGAUUUAUUUAAAAUGAAUGUCAUAGGAUUUUUCAACUGCUUAUCUUUUUGCAAUAUAAAACAUAAUACAGACCUGUAUGUUCGAUUUCAGCUCUAUUAUGAUUACUGUAUGUUAGGAAGACUCUAUAUUAUGGCAGUAUUGAUGAUGCCACUGAGUCUCUAUUGUCUUUAGCAUAGAUGGAGCAUUGAAAGAUUUCAUACAUUCUGUAGCUGUAACAAAAAUUUGUAUUCAGGUAUAUAUUUCUGCAUUUUUUCAUCCUGUACCAUACCUGAAAAUGGCCAGCUCAUUACUGUACAGCAUUUAUUUUCUUUUUAUUUUCUCUCAGUUCUAUUCUAGUAAUAUUUCUCUAGAAAGAUUUUAUUAUUCAUGAAUGACCUAAAAAAGGUCAGCACUGAGUUCAUGGUAAGGGACAGUAUUUUUACAAAGUACAGAUUCUGAAUUUCAAGUCUAGUCUUUUUCUUGUAAUUUUCUUAAAUAUGCAAAUACAAUAUAGCUGAUUUUAAAAUCAGAAAAUGAUGGAUUGGCUUUUAAAAAUUGGAUUUUUUCUUCUGGUUAAUUAUGUAAAGAGUUCAAUUUUCAUAAGAAAUCAGCCAAAAAAAAUGACAUGGUUUAAGAAUUUGCAAAAACAUUUACACAUGGUAUGUUUCAUUAAUGACCUGGAAAACAAAAACAAAUCCGACAUAAAGUGGAAACUUGGAUGGAUUGCUAAAGAGGAGUACAAAAGAAUUGCAAAACCAUAUAGGGACAAAAUCAGAAAGCCCAAAGCAUAAAAUGAGUUACACCUAGUAAGGGACAUAAGCAGCCAUAAGAAGAGGUUCUUUAAAUACAUUAGGAGCAUGAGAAAAACAUAGGAAAGUGUAGGUCCUCUACCUAGUGAGGAAGGAGAGCUGAUGAUAUCAAGAAGGCUGACAUGUUUAAUGCCUAUUACGCUUCAGUCUUCACUAAAAAGAUUAAUGGUGACUAGAUACUUAAUGCAAUUAAUAUUCUAACAAGGGGGGAAGGAACACAAAGCAAAAUAGGAAAAGUACAGGUUAAAAAUAUUUAGAUAAGUUAGAUAUAUUCAAGUUAGCAGGGCCAAAUGAAAUUAAUCGUAAGGUACUUAAGAAACUAGCUGAAGCAGUCUUGGGAACCAUUAUCAAUUAUCUUCGAGAACUCAUGGAGGCCCCAGAGGACUGAAGAAGACCAAAUAUAGUACCUGACUUUAAAAAGGGAAACAAAGAGGACAUGGGGAUUUAUAGACCUGUCAUCCUAAAGUCAAUAUCUGGAAAGAUACCAGAACAAUUUAUUAAACAAUCAAUUUGUAAGUGCCUCGAGGAUAAUAGGGUGAUAAGGAAUAGCCAGCAUGGAUUUGUCAAGAACAAAUUAUGCAAAACCAACCUAACUUACUUCUUUGAGCGGGUUACUGGCCGAAUGGAUAGAGGGGAAGCAGUAGAUGUGUUAUAUAAAAUAGCAAGUUGGGGUGCUCUUUACAACUCUGAGACUUUUAAAAUACAGUUCAGUUUUACCAAUCUAGAUAGGAGUGAACCAGGUUUUAACCAUGUUAUCACUCAUGCUCCAGUCUGACAAACCCAAGGCUGUAUCAUGAUUCCAUAACAUGGUUAAAAAGUGGUUUGGUCCCUUUUAGUCUUGGAAAUCAUGUUUUAACAUGUGAUGGUGGUUUGUUUCGUGUAGUACUAAGAAUGCUAACCACUUGAGAGAUAAGUAAAAGAUAAUCCAUCAGUUUCCCAAGUUUUCAGUAUAGAUUGAUGCUAUACAAAUACAGGGAUGGGAAAGAGAAGCGACCAAAAGCAGCAUGAAUUGCACAUAUCUUGUAGGUUCCACAAUAUACAGUUGUUAAAAUAUAUGGGCUGGGGAUUGUGUGCCCUUUCCUCAGAUACACACUGGCAGUUGUAGGCUUUGUAGCUGGGCCCCAAACACAAUUGUUUUUGUAGUAUAGUUGAGACCUUUUCCACUACCAUUGUUUCCUAUGGAAAUGAUAGGUUGCUCUAACAUGGCCUGAUGUGAGAUCUCGUGAGAGGCUCAUAGUUAAUGUAUGGCUCCACACGUAACAUUUUCU
This is a messenger RNA of Chelonia mydas (Green sea turtle), 7799 nucleotides long. RefSeq names its product sodium leak channel, non-selective (gene NALCN). The transcript is spliced from 44 exons. The coding region runs from base 427 to 5643 and encodes 1738 amino acids. Gene Ontology annotation, cellular component: membrane. Gene Ontology annotation, biological process: monoatomic ion transport; transmembrane transport. Gene Ontology annotation, molecular function: monoatomic cation channel activity. The record is from RefSeq and is a predicted model, not a curated record. NCBI's taxonomy places the organism in Eukaryota, Metazoa, Chordata, Testudines, Cheloniidae.